Molecule: messenger RNA, 2521 nt
Organism: Pimephales promelas (fathead minnow)
Lineage: Eukaryota; Metazoa; Chordata; Actinopteri; Cypriniformes; Leuciscidae
Source: RefSeq, a predicted model, not a curated record
AGGAAGUGUUUAGUUUGUCUCUCAGCUGUUUCCCUGAUCAUGUCAGAUUUGCUCUGUGUGAAAUCUUGGUUUAUGUUAUUAACUUUCUUCUACGCUUGAUUUUUUUUUUUCUUUUAAAUGUCUCUUGAGGACGAGCUGUCGUGUCCCGUGUGCACUGAGCUCUUCAGAGAGCCUGUGUUACUGAGCUGUGGUCACAGUUUCUGCCGUCAGUGCAUUAAUGAUCACUGGAGCUCGAGCAGAUCCAGGACCUGUCCCGUCUGUCGACAGCUUUCACCUCAGCCACCUGUGUCCAAUCUGAGCCUGAGGAACACCUGUGAGUCUUACCUGAGAGAGAACAACUCGAGGAAGGAGAGAGAGAGAGAACAUGUGUGUCAGAGACACGGAGAGAAGAUCGAGCUGUUCUGUCAAGCGGAUGAACAGGUUUUAUGUUCAGAGUGUAAGAAACAUGAGCACAAAUGGCACAAAAUACAGCCGCUACAACAGGCAGUGCGACAACGCAAGGAGAGGGUGAAAGCGGCUCUUCGUCCAGCCGAGAAGAGCUUGUGGUCACUGCAAAAUGGUGCCGCACAAGACGCCAAGAUCUCUGAUUACAAUCAGUCUCAAGUUCAGCAGACAGGGAGAAAAAUCAGGGAGGAGUUUAAGAAAAUCCACCGCUUCCUCAAAAAAGAGGAGGAGAGCAGGAUAACCGCUCUAAAUGAAGAAGAGAAACAAAAGAGAGGAAAGAUGGAGAAGAGAAGGAAGGGAAGAAUACAUUCUCUCUCAGACAGACUCAGAGAGGUGGAGGAGGGAAUGAAGGAUGAUGACGUCACUUUCCUUCAGAAUUAUAACAGCCUUAUGAACAGAGCUAAAUACACACUUCCAGAUCCAGAACUGAGUUCAGAAACUCGUAUUGAUGUUCCCAAACAUCUGGGCAACUUGAAGUACCAGGUGUGGGAGAAGAUGAAGGACGUCUGCCCUUACUAUCCUGUGAUCCUGAACCCAAACACUGCUCCAGACGUCUCUGUGUCAGAUGAUCUGACCUCUGUGACCUCAUGUCUCCGUCGGCAGGACAAGCCUAAAGCUCUUUGUUUGCACAGGAACCGGGUGGUGUUGGGAAGUGUGGGAUAUGGUGAUGGUGUUCACACAUGGGAUGUUGAAGUGGGAAACAGUCGGCACUGGAGUCUUGGAGUGUGUUUUGAAUUGGAAGGAAAAUCUCCUACACAACCUCUGACCCCUGAAAACGGCUUCUGGGGUCUCAGACGGGAUGGAUACUUACUCCAUUUCCUGAACACAACACUAAUCUUCAAGCUGGUGACGAAUCCUCAAGUAGUGCGAGUGAGGCUAGAGGAUUGUUAUGACAUGAAGGGAGGAUGGUGGAGGAAUGUGAGUUUUUUUGACGCUUCUGAUGAUUGCCUUUUUGCCCACAUUACUGGAGUGCCUGCUGGGAAGGAUCUCUUUCCAUUUGUGAUCCCAGAAGAUCCUUCUGUCCCACUGCGUGUCGUCCCAGCUAAAAUUACUCUGACCGUUAAACCGUUUGAACCGUUUGAACCGUUUGAACCGAAGCUAUCCUUCAAGGAGAGACAUCGAGUCUUGAUCAUCAUCUGUGUUUGUGUCAUUAUGGUGAUAUUGGUGAUUCUGUCAUGGAAUAUCGAUGGCAAUGUGCAUGAAAAGAAAAGCAUUUGACAAACUGUCCAUUUUCUGACAUAAUGGUCUUUUGCAAUAGCAAACAAAAUAAUGCUAAUAUUUAAACUUACUUGCUAUCACUGAUGGGCAGUAACGCGUUAGAAGUAACGCGUUACUGUAAUCCAAUUACUUUUUUUUUCUAGUAACGAGUAAAGUAAGGGAUUACAAUUGAAAAAAACAGUAAUUAGAUUACCGUUACUUCCCCGUAAACAGCCUGCGUUAGUUAACCGUGAUUUUGUUUAGUCAGACUGUGUCGUGACCUGAGUUGUGCGUGAAUAACAAUGAUGUAUGAGCGCCGCGACAUCAGUGAGAGACGACUAGAGCGCGGGAGAGAGCAGCCGAGCUGUCAACUCUCACACACGCUCACACGACACACCCCUGAUUUCUCGCGCUGAAGUGUCAAUCCCGUCGGUCAAAUGCCUGAAAGAUGAGUUUAUCUAUAAAUCUAACCUUUGAGCCACAUUUGUGAUUGACUAGUUAUAACGCAAAUUAGUUAAAAUCUCCCGGAAUCUAGAGCGAGCGCGCAUGCGAGACUGUGUUCCAAUGUCCAAACUUCGUAUCGCGCGCACGACGAGGAGAGCGAGAGAGAGACUUGCGUACUAUGCAGAGAGCAUCCUGAUCUGGAAACUGGACCCCCGUUGGAGAAUGUCAAAAUUCUACCUCAAAUCUGAGCAAGCAUGUCACGAGACAGCCUCACACGGUUAACUAAAGCAGCAAGCCGGUGUUCAGGAAUGUGAAACUUACUGAAAAAAACCCUGAACCCCCGUCUGACAUGACCACUGCGGCUACAUGCUGAUGGGACAUAACCACUGUUUAACAAAAAAAAAAAACAAACAAAAAAAACUUGAAGCCAAAAUAC